Molecule: messenger RNA, 6803 nt
Organism: Sander lucioperca (pikeperch)
Lineage: Eukaryota; Metazoa; Chordata; Actinopteri; Perciformes; Percidae
Gene: kcna2b
Product: potassium voltage-gated channel, shaker-related subfamily, member 2b
Exons: 3
Coding region: 523-2025 (500 amino acids)
Biological process (GO): protein homooligomerization; potassium ion transmembrane transport
Cellular component (GO): juxtaparanode region of axon; axon terminus; voltage-gated potassium channel complex
Molecular function (GO): protein binding; delayed rectifier potassium channel activity
Source: RefSeq, a predicted model, not a curated record
GCUUAGUAUGCGCUGCGAUACCAGACUGCAGCCCACGCAUCUCAACUAUGGUGAAUUAUGGUGAAAUAUGAGAGACGUGGGAAGAGCCGGCAGCUCAAAAACAGUUUGUCGUGAUGAGAUGACACCUUCGCUGGACAGAUAAGUCAAAUAAGGGAUGAAGGAAAGAUAUGAAGGAAUGGACUCACGACCCCAAGACACAUUUUAAGAGGAGACAAACUGGAUAAAAAAUACAUGCGUCUGUGCACCAAGAGAACCAGGAGCCGGAGCUUUGGGUGAUAUAUGGCUGGCAGAGAGGAGCUGCUUUAACCGUGGGAGCUGACUUUUGACCGAAUACUGAACACGCUGGGCCCGUUACGCAUUACCACCAGAGGACACACUGUAUACAAGCCUUACAAGCACUAGUGCACAUAGCUCUUCGCAGGCGGAUCUGCCUGAACCCACGAGUGUGUGGAGCCUUUAUCUCCUCGUGGCCCACCGUGGCCCCACCCUGUCUGAAACCUGCAGGUCCCAUCUUCCUCCAGCAUGACGGUUGCUACCAGCGACCCUACGGAUGAAGCCGCAGCACAUCCGGGUCAGCCUCAGGACCAGUACGACCCAGAGCUGGACCAUGAGUGCUGCGAGAGGGUCGUCAUCAACAUAUCAGGCUUGCGCUUUGAGACGCAGCUCAAGACCCUCUCCCAGUUUCCCGAGACGCUGCUGGGGGAUCCUAAGAAAAGGAUGAGGUAUUUUGAUCCUCUCCGGAAUGAGUACUUUUUUGAUCGAAAUCGACCAAGUUUUGAUGCUAUUCUGUAUUAUUACCAAUCAGGAGGGAGGCUGCGCCGGCCUGUUAAUGUGACCCUGGACAUUUUUUCUGAGGAGAUCCGGUUUUAUGAAUUGGGUGAGGAGGCUAUGGAAAUCUUUAGGGAGGAUGAAGGUUUCAUAAAGGAAGAGGAGCGGCCUCUGCCAGAGAAUGAGUUUCAGAGACAAGUAUGGUUGCUGUUUGAGUAUCCAGAAAGCUCAGGUCCUGCGCGUAUCAUUGCCAUCAUCUCUGUCAUGGUGAUUCUUAUCUCUAUUGUCAGCUUCUGUCUGGAGACAUUGCCAAUUUUCCGAAAGGAUGAUGAGGAGAUGUACAAUUUUCCAUUCCAGUCAAUGUCCAAUGCCACCUCUACCUAUGACAGCUCGGCAUAUUUUAAAGACCCUUUCUUCAUCGUGGAGACCCUCUGUAUCAUCUGGUUUUCUUUUGAGUUCCUAGUUAGGUUCUUUGCCUGUCCCAGUAAAGCUGGAUUUUUUGGCAACAUCAUGAACAUCAUUGAUAUUGUGGCAAUCAUCCCCUACUUCAUCACCCUGGGAACAGAGCUAGCAGAGAGGCCAGAGGACGGCCAGGCAGGCCAGCAGGCUAUGUCUUUGGCUAUUCUCCGUGUUAUUCGUUUAGUCAGGGUAUUUCGUAUCUUUAAACUCUCACGUCACUCCAAGGGGCUCCAGAUCUUGGGCCAGACUCUGAAGGCUAGUAUGCGUGAGCUGGGCCUUCUCAUCUUCUUCCUGUUCAUCGGCGUCAUCCUCUUCUCCAGUGCUGUCUACUUUGCAGAAGCAGACGAGCCACAAUCCCAGUUUAGCAGCAUCCCUGAGGCCUUUUGGUGGGCCGUGGUUUCCAUGACCACCGUGGGCUAUGGAGACAUGGUCCCAACAACCAUUGGAGGAAAGAUUGUGGGGUCUCUCUGCGCCAUUGCCGGUGUGCUGACUAUUGCCCUGCCUGUGCCUGUCAUUGUGUCAAACUUCAACUACUUCUACCACCGAGAGACAGAGGGCGAGGAACAGGCACAGUAUCUGAAUGUCCCAAGUGUUCCUAAAGUGAGCUCAGCUGACGAUCUGAAAAAGAGCGGUCGGAGCGGCAGUGGGUCCACUCUCAGUAAAUCUGACUAUGUGGAGAUCCAGGAGGCUGUGAACCACAGCACUGAGGACUUCAGACCAGAGGGCAUGAAAACAGGAAACUGCACCCUGUCCAACACUAACUAUAUUAACAUCACUAAGAUGCGUACAGAUGUAUAAUGUAAGCUACUGUAGAUGGUUAACUUCAGCUGGGGUCUGUAACGGGAGGAUGAAGGUGUAACUCCAUGUAUUGACCAACGUAUGGCACCCAGUAUGAGAGUCCAGAGCAGAUGAGUGGGAUUACCUUGGAGAAAAGAUCAGUCGAGAGGACCUCAUGUUCAAGCACAUCCUAUGAAGCUAUCAGCGCAUAUCAUAGAAUUGCCACCCGUCUUAUUUAGGACAUUGUCAGUGUCUGCAUGGAGAUUUUUUUUUUUUUUCUCAUCUACGUAUGUGACAGUAGUCAUCCUGCUCGCAACAGUAGCCAAAUAGUAGCCUAACCAGUAAUAACUAAUAUUAACAGCAUAAAGGGACCACUAGUUUCUACCUUCUUGCUCAAACUGCCGCUGGGAGAAGAUGCACGAUAACAAUUUAGAUCAGCCUAACAUUUAUUAUUAAAUGUAACUUAACUUAUUGUGAUUAAAAACAGGUCACACUAUCAGCAUCAUGAGCAACUUUAAUCUGCUGCUCUAACUGCCAAAGAGAAAAACAAAAUCACCAAGACCACAGUUGUUCUGUCAGGGGAAAACUGAAGUGCACAACUAAGAGCGAGAGAGAGUGAUACUAAUAUGCUCUCUGGCCAAAUGGUCAUUUGUUGCUUUCUCUGUCAGAGACAAAAGCUUGAGUGCACUUGCGUUCCUCCCCGGGUCCUCACUAGAUAUUGUCUAGUUCUAGUUUGUGGCUUCGGUAGAGACCAACAAAUACAGUAGAUGACAGUGCUGUAAUUCUGGACCACAUAGCACACCUCUUUCUCCUGUCAUUUUUCUUCAAUGAAGUUCAAGUGGAUUUACAGUAUUUACACCAUCGCCAAGACCUUUUGUUUUUAGCCAAUGCAGGCCAGCAGGUGGACAGAAGAAAUGUCUAAACAGAGUGAAUGUUUAUUUAUUGAUGUGUGUUCAUUUGAUGUGUUGUGUAAUGUAUGCUUCUUUAGUAAUAUGAUGAAUGUGUACCUCUCACCUAAAUUUUUUAUGGUUAAGAUACGUGAUGUAGAAAGAUAGUGAAUAUUUUCUCUGCAGCGUUCUGAGUGAGUGCCUAUUUCUCCAUCCUCUUGACUUUACCUUUAAGUGUCUCUUCAGAUGCCCUGGUCUACUAUAACAGAUGUACAGUAUUUAUAACAAGUGUUAUAAAUGUUGCUGUUCUUGACUUCAUAGCAUUCCAAUCAAAUGAGAUUAAGGAGCAAACUAGGGUGAGAUUUUAGUUUGUUGUUUUUGUCAGGUAACUUGCAACCAAGUUAAUGGCAGCAGAGUUAACUAGUUUUGUGUAUAAGGCUUUUUAUGGUAUUAACUUUAAAUGACAGUUUUCUCUAAAGGCCCACAAUCAAAGAAAGAGCUCAGUGAUCAAGUAAAAUUAAUCUAUGACACCUUCAAGGUCCAUCUUUUGUCAUACUAGCACUGCUUUGUAUUAUUCAGCCUUGCUGGAUGAGUGGCAAGAGGCAAUCUCAGUGUUUAAGCCUACUGUAAGCUUGCUUAUGCAAAAGCGUAUUUGGAAUACAGGUAAAAUGAACUUAUUGAUUGCUCUUACCUAAUCAAAGUGAUAAAUCAUUUCAGUCUGUCAUGCCCUCUUUCCCAUAUAUCUCCCAUAUUUAACAAUUGAUCAAAAUUAGUAAACUUUGCCUGCCUCUGGAACAAGUUAAAAGUGUUACUAGCGCAAUUAUUAGAUCACCCAAGACAAAUGUGCUGCCACCUAUAACGUAUCUUGGGUUGUAAAAGAGAUUAAUUUGGUUCUCAGUAUUUGUUUUUCUCUCAUGCAGUUUAAACAAUCAUUCCAUUGGCUCAUUUUGCCCACAUAAUGCAGGACCUAUGUGUCCUUCAUAAGCUUUUGAUUAAACAGAUGCUAUUCUGCUAUUGUAGUGCUGCAUGUCCUUUCUAGUAUUCAUUGUAGCAUGAAUUAGUAUGAAUAAUACUUAAAAAGCAAAUUGACAUCAAUAUAUUCCUAUAUCUCUACUGCCGCUAUGUGCAAUAUACUGUAUGAAAGACAAUUGUCUUGCCUUAGAAGUAUGUGUCAUGCUUUGCAUAUGCUACUUCUUGCCAUUACUAUCUGAAAUAUUGUUGAGUCGCAAAUCCAUGUGAAGUAUUUACCCAGAAAGUGCUGUGUGUCCACGAAUGUAAGUAAAAAAGUAACAGCAGGUUUAUUCAUGAGAGGACGCGGGGAAGGUUUGAGAGGAGAGUCCAAAUCCACACUGAAUUCAGAACAGGGAUAGCUAAACAUAUGAUCAACAGUUCAGACAUUAACUAAUGUCCCGCUUGCUUCUUCUUUAUCGUCAGUUGCAGUCACAACCCAGAACCAUGUCUCAUAGUGAAAGCACAACAACAGCUACUAUAUGCUGCCAGCCCAGUAGAUGCACAGAUUCAAACAGUCGCUCAGACUUUUUCUGCCCAGCCAAGUGUAUCAUAAUGCUCCUAGGGACUGUCUAAGUGGGCUUAUCUCUGAUAUAUAGGUCCAUCACACUCAGUGUGUAGUGUUGUGUGUGUGUGUGUGUGUGUGUGUGUGUGUGUGUGUGUGUGUGUGUGUGUAAAUGAGAGAGAAACAGACAGAGAGACAAAGAGAUUGUGAGAAAUAGAGAGCUUUUAGAUGCACACAAGCUGAGUGUGAAGCUCAGAGACAAUGUGGUAGUAGUUAUCUAAAACACUGCUCUUCUUGACUCCAGGCUACUAUGGUGCUCUGUAUAUUCGAUUCCAUCCUAGCACAGUGUUUACAGCCUGUGUAUAUGUUCAGCACAUGCAUAUAGUUAAUAAACAAAGACAACUGAAAGGAAUGUCCUGCCACACUCAUUACUGUAGAGAUGAGAUCUGUGAGCAUGUGUUGACUUAUGAGAUAAGCUGCAGUAUCAGCCAAUUACUGGGGGUUAAAGGAAAUAGAAGGAAAGAGAGGAAAGGUUGGGAAGGAAAAUACAAUAAUGGAAGUAAGAUAAACACUGCCCACACCCUCUUUUGCUGUCUAAACUGAUGUGUAUUUUUCUCAACUGUUCUUGUUUACCGGAACACCUACUGUAUGUGAAUUUAUGUGGCAUGAAAGCUUCGUCUGGACUUCUGUCGUUUCUUGUUACCAAACACACUACUGAAGUGACACUCUGUCAAGACAAAAACACUCUCUUGAAGAAACCGACACAUCAGGAUCAUCUGAACCAAGGAAAACACAUCCUUGCUGUCCUCUACAGGCAAGAGGACACUUGACACACACAUAUACACAUGCCGGACAAUUGAACACAUACAGCUGGUGUACACACACUGCCUGUGAUGGCCACGUCUGCUGCCAGGACGGACUCCUGUGGUUCUAUCAAACUUCAAGGCCACAAAGUGAAUGGAUUUAAAUCCACCACUGGUGGUGAAUACACAUACAGUAGCCAUGUAAACAAUGUAUUUAGGAGUUACAGCUGCUUUCAAUGAUGUCUUAAAAUGCCUAAAGCUUCAGCUUCAAAACGAGCUUCUGCCAUGUAAAGAUUCCUGUAGCAGGGAAUCAAAGUGUACGCUUGCUGAAUUAAUCCAAGAAACUAAAGUUGUAUAGUAGGUGAAUUAUCUCUUAGGUUUGAUAUGUUUCAGGGAAUAAGAAUGGAAGUAUAUUAAGAAAUCAAAAAGGAAAUAUAAUUUAUAUGAGAACUUUAACUUAUUUGUGUCAUCAGACACUGUAUGAACAACUGUUGUUUUUGUUUUUUUUCCACUAUGUUUUUCUAUUUGAAUGUUAUUGUUGGCUCACCUUUGAGCCUCAUACGGUGCAGGGGCUGAGGUUUGACUAAAGUGCACAUGCCUUGGUAAAAUAGAUUCUGUCUGUACUGUAUUAAAACAUAUUUACCCCCAAACAACCACCUCCUCUACUGUAACUCUAUUUCCCCGACCUUCUUCAAUUUUGCCAGUCACAAAUACUGAAUGUGUAUGGAAUUUAGAUAACUCUCAGCUUCUUCACUAGCUUUCUUUAGCUUUUGUGGUCUCUAUUCAGCCAUCUGUAAAAAGUUUUUUUCUACCAUUUCAAGGAAAAAGACAAGCAAAUUGUCCAUUAUUAAAUACAAAGGAAAUAUGGAUCUGUACACUUGCCAUGCCCUUGACGAGGACUUCCAGUGAAUAUAAACUGAUUAAAAGAGAACAUUGAUAGAUACUUUCAUCAUUCAAAAUAAUUGUAAAUGAUAAAACUAUAAUGAAUAAUAAUGGUCUUCGUGAUUAUAUCAAAAAUUACAUGUUUAUGAUAACGUCAAGCUACUGUUGUCUUUUUCAUUUGAUGUAAAGGACCUUUUGUGAAGAUUAGGCAAAAAGACAAAUAGAUUUUCAAUUCUUAUAGUGGAUUCAGAAAAGUUUUUCUCAUAAUGAUAUGAUUUUAUCUAUUAUGGUUUUCACCCUAGCAAUAUACUUUAUAUGUAUGUCCAGAAUGCACAGAAUUGAGCAGAAAAUGAUUACUCAAACUCUUAAUUGGUGAAUGUUUACAUCAAAUCCAACAACUUACUGUAUUUCCUGUGUGAAAACAUAGCAAAGUCACUGAACCAUACAAUUUGUAACAUAUCCAAUUCUUCGUUGGUGCUCUUAUAGCAAAAUAUAGAGCCUUGAGAAAGAAAACCAAAAAGUUCCAUAUAUACCAUAUAAAAUGAUGAAAGCAUCACUGGAGCUGCUGCUCUCAUGUCCAUUACAGAAGGAAUAUUUGAAUCAACCCUGAACUCCUCAAUGGUAUUGUGUCUCGCUUCUUUCCUUAAGUGAAUCUUAUGCUCCCUGUGUUUUACUGAGAAAGCAAAGUGGUCUAUUUAUAGAACCAGGAAGGGG